AUGGCUCAACACUUCCCCCGAUUCAUGUCGCUGCCGGUGGAACUACAGCUCAUGGUCUUUGAAGAAGCUCUCAUGGUUUCGCUCAGCCCUCGCAUAGUGCAUCUGGAAACGGAGCUGCGUGCGUUGUUCGCCUGGGACAAUAACUUGCUCGGCUGGUGUUGGUGUGUGAGCAACCGGGAGCAGCUAGAGCGGGAGAGCCCCGCUGGGGUAGCCGGGGUUCUGCAACAAGUAAACAGUACGGCCAGGUACGCUGCUAACCGUUUCUUAGAUCGCUUAGGGAGCCCACUGAGCCCACCCCGGGAAAGCCAUGGACUGAUGGGCCUCGGCCUGUGCCUUGUCCGGGACGUCUUCUGGCUUACGGACGAACUGGUUGACUUCAUCAUCACCACCAUGGGCCCUCCUGUAGACCCCAGCCGCGUGGACGAGGAUAGAAUUUUUAACACCAUGAUGAGCCUCGAACCAUUCGAGGCGGCGCUUCGCUGGGCGACACAGGAAGGACACGAGUUCACAGAGGGCGCCGAGUUCAUCAUGUUCUUGAAAAUGCUGCUCAUCAACAUCUGUGACUCCUUUCCGGCUGCGUGGAGUUUGACUAUCAUGGUCGACGUCAAUAAGGCAGAAGACAUAUCGUGGGACCAGAUCGAAAUGAUCCGGGGCGACGAUCCUUGCCUGUGGAGGUUGCGUGCCGGGGGCAGUGGUAAGUGCCACUCUCUUUAUCAGAAAUACGAGGCGCUCAACCGAGAGAUCGUGGAUGAGGAUGCCCAUCGCGGCUGGGGCGGACGAGCGUUGCCAGAACUCUCAUUUGCCUAUCGGAAACCUGUGCGAAGCCCCGCAAGACUUACGAUCGAGUGA
This is a messenger RNA of Diaporthe batatas, 849 nucleotides long. RefSeq lists its product as uncharacterized. The transcript has a single exon. The record is from RefSeq and is a predicted model, not a curated record. The coding region runs from base 1 to 849 and encodes 282 amino acids. NCBI's taxonomy places the organism in Eukaryota, Fungi, Ascomycota, Sordariomycetes, Diaporthales, Diaporthaceae.